Rhododendron vialii is the source of this 2897-nucleotide messenger RNA. RefSeq names its product ankyrin repeat-containing protein At5g02620-like. NCBI's taxonomy places the organism in Eukaryota, Viridiplantae, Streptophyta, Magnoliopsida, Ericales, Ericaceae. Bases 777 to 2567 code for a protein of 596 amino acids. Gene Ontology annotation, cellular component: plasma membrane. The transcript is spliced from 3 exons. Gene Ontology annotation, molecular function: protein phosphatase regulator activity; protein phosphatase 1 binding. The record is from RefSeq and is a predicted model, not a curated record.
UAUGGGAUUAAAGAAAGAGAAACAAACAAAAUAUACAGAGACAACUUUUUGUUUUCAGCAAAGUAUUCUAUGUACACCACAUGUGGAUGAGGUGUUCUUGAUCUUUUAUGUGCUCUUGGCACUAGGGGAAACUGUUUAUUGUUACUUUUUGGGCUUCCUGGUCGGAGAAUCUAGAUGGGUCUGGUCUUUUACUGAGAUCAUCUAAAUUUUAGCUUCUGUGUUUCGCGAAUGUUAGUUUUUGAGCUCUGAAUCCGGAUGGGUUUGAUCUUGUAGUAAGAUUCUCUCGGUUUGAGCUUCUGGGUUUCACCCAAAGUGGAGCUUUUGAGCUCUGAAUCUGGUUACCACUUUGGCAGUUGUAGGGUUCACCUCCAAAUUUGAAGCUCUUGGUAUCUUUCUGGCUUUGAUUUUUUGUGGGUUGAAAGUUCAUGUAUGGAGUGCCACUGGAUUUGAGCUUUGAUUUCUUGAUGAAACCAAGGUAACUUUUAUCAUCCUCUCCUUUCUGUUUGUACAACUCAAUUUUUUUCUCAUCUGAAAUCGGCUUGAUUGCGAUUUUGGGUCUGACCAAUCCACCCAACUAUCUGACUAUUUGGGUGGUCUUUAUUUCGAUUUCCUGAGAUUUCUACUGUCUACAACAACUGUACUGAUCAGAACCCAAAAAAAAAAAAAGCACUUCUGGAGCAUUUGAAUCUGGCAAGAAUAUAAAAUUGGUAUUGAGUGAAGAAACUGUAAUUUUGUUGGGGGGUUCCCAGUGAUUUCUGUGAGAGGUGGGCCUGAUCAUGGAGAAACAGAACAGUUUUCGGGGAGCGAAUAUGGAAAAGCAGGUUAGUUUUCAGGGAGUGAAAAUGGAAAAACAGAAAAGUUUUCAUGGGGUAAUGGAAAAACAGCAAAGCUUUCGCGGUGGGGGGAUGGAGAAGCAGAAGAGCUUUCGCGGUUUGAUGGAGAAGCAGAAGAGCUUUAGAAUAGCCUUUGAGAAGCAGCUCAGUUUUGGUGGGGACAGGAAGAAAAUAAAAGAGUCGCCCGGAAAACGGGGCGAUAUGCCUCUUCAUUUGGCCGCGAGAGCAGGGAAUUUGAGCAAGGUAAGAGAUAUUUUGCAGAGGUUUGAUGCCGAUGUUGUAAAAGAGUUGAUAUCGAAGCAGAAUCAAGAGGGAGAGACGGCUUUGUAUGUGGCUGCGGAGAAUGGGCAUGCCCAUGUUGUUAGUGAAUUGUUGAAACAUAUAGACCUCCAAACUGCGUCUAUUGCUGCCAAGAAUGGAUUGGAUACGUUUCAUAUAGCGACUAAACAGGGUCAUAUUGAGGUACUAAAGGAACUUUUGCAGUCUUUCCCCAACUUGGUUAUGACCACUGAUUCAUCCAAUUCUACGGCCUUGCACACGGCUGCAGCUCAAGGACAUAUUGAUGCAGUCAAUUUGCUUCUGGAAACCGACUCAAACCUUGCCAAGAUAGCCCGAAACAAUGGCAAGACUGUGCUCCAUACUGCAGCAAGGAUGGGCCACGUCGAAGUGGUGAAAUCCCUACUAAGAAAGGAUUCAGGCAUUGGUUUGAGGAUCGAUAAGAAAGGCCAAACUGCAUUGCACAUGGCUGUGAAAGGGCAGAGUGUGGAGAUUGUGCUUGAAUUAGGUAAACCUGACCCCACAGUUUUGAACUUGGAAGAUAACAAGGGCAACACAGCACUGCAUAUUGCAACAGGAAAGGGGAAAGCUGAGAUGGUUCGCUGUCUCCUCUCCGUUGAGGGGGUUAACAUCAAUGCGAUGAAUAAGGGGGGAGACACCCCCCUUGACAUUGCAGAGAAGUUUGGAAAUCCAACAAUCAUCACCAUUUUAAGAGAAUCUGGGGCCAUGAACUCCAAAGAUCUUGGGAAACCUCAAAACCCGGCAAAGCAACUUAAGCAAACUGUGAGUGACAUAAAACACGACGUGAAGUCCCAACUUCAACAGACGCGUCAGACUGGUUUUAGGGUCAAGAAGAUUGCAAAGAGGCUAGAAAAGCUCCACAUCAGCGGCCUAAACAAUGCCAUUAAUUCAGCUACUGUUGUUGCUGUCCUCAUCGCUACUGUCGCUUUCGCCGCCAUAUUUACUGUACCAGGCCAAUAUGUUGAGGAGCAAACGUCAGGUUUUUCUCUUGGGCAAGCUCACAUAGCUAGAAAAGCGGCUUUCAUAGUGUUCUUUGUGUCCGACAGUGCAGCGUUAUUCAUCUCCCUUGCUGUGGUUGUAGUUCAAACGUCUGUGGUUGUGAUAGAACAUAAGGCAAAGAAGCAACUUGUUUUUGUGAUUAACAAGCUCAUGUGGUUGGCUUGUCUCUCCAUUUCAAUAGCCUUCAUUUCUCUGAGCUAUGUGGUGGUGGGAGCAAAAGAAGAGUGGCUUGCCGUGUCGACAACCCUAAUUGGUAGCGUGAUCAUGGUCGCUACCAUCGGUUCAAUGUGCUUCUGUGUCAUUCGGCAUAGGAUGGAAGAAACAAAGAUGAGGAACAUAAGGAGAGCCGAAACUCUAUCUCGUUCAUUCUCCAUGUCUGUGGCAUCUGAUACAGAGAUGUUGAACGAAAGUUAUAAUAAGAGGAUGUAUGCAGUUUAGGAGGAGAUGAAAAGAUUUGGAGAGAGCCAUCUAUGUCUCUUCUUAUCUCGCGAUUAUUGGCUUUCUGCACUGUCAAGUAUUGAAGGGUGGCUAUACUGAAGGUUUCCUUGGCGCUCUGUGCCUUUCAUUGAAAAGGUCAGAUUUGGGUCCUCGUUUGGUUGAUUGAUUACUAGUCAUGAGCCAUAACAGAUGAGGUGUUCCUACGAAUCACGUAUUCGGAUCUGCACGUACGCCUACAGAUUUGAAUUUUAUGGGCAAAUGUCGUAUUGCACGUUGAUAUAUGUUGAUAGUGUAGCCAAUAAAAUCGUUUAACCAACUGUUUUUUCUGCA